Messenger RNA from Bactrocera latifrons, 2078 nucleotides. Its product is annotated as prolyl 4-hydroxylase subunit alpha-2. The transcript is spliced from 8 exons. NCBI's taxonomy places the organism in Eukaryota, Metazoa, Arthropoda, Insecta, Diptera, Tephritidae. Bases 208 to 1839 code for a protein of 543 amino acids. Gene Ontology annotation, molecular function: protein binding; procollagen-proline 4-dioxygenase activity. Gene Ontology annotation, cellular component: endoplasmic reticulum. The record is from RefSeq and is a predicted model, not a curated record.
CAAAGCACCAUCAUCUGUAAAGUGUGUACGAGGAGAGCCAAGUAAACCACGUCUUGUUUUUAAACAAAAUUGGCCAGCACAUUUGUUUAUGUAACCUUUGGCUAACCAGCUAGAGUAACAUAGUGACUAUUGAAAAUACCAUACCAACUGACCUUGGGCCGCCUUUACAACAUUGUUACAACCCUGAAAAGCCGGCAGCUUGCAGCGAUGUCACUGACCUUUAGUAAACGCACAAACAUACCAACACAUAAGUCACUUCGACUCAAAAUAACAGCAGUUAGUCCAACCUCUUUGUUUGCCUUGUUGCUGUUUAUGCUAAUAACUUUAUUGAUCUUCGCUUUUGGUUCAGCCGAGGCGCAAACCGCUACAACUACGCUGGACGAUCAAUAUCUAGUGGUUGAGUAUUUGAAUACACAAGCGGUGUUAACGGACACACUUCGGCGGUAUAUUGAAGCGCUGCAGCAGAAAAUCCGUGUUAUAAAGAGCAAAACAAAUGAAAUCAAAGCCAUCAACAACGUGGCCGCCGCUGACAUGCACAAAUAUGUGAGUAAUCCCCUGAAUUCGUUGACCAUUCUGAAGCGCUUCACAUCCGACUGGCAGAUGCUGCGGCAAUAUGCUCACAAUAUUGACAGCACAACAGAAAUCGUUAAAAAUCUGACAAUUACCAGGAAGUCGUUGAAAUUCCCGACCGAAAGUGAUUUCGAUGAGGCAGCCCUUAACCUGCUGCGCAUUCAGGGCGUCUACCAGCUGGAGCCAGAGCGUUUGGCUGUGGGUGAGGUGAAUGGCAUAAAGUUGGGUCCAGCCAUGUCCUGGAGCGAUUGUCUGGAAAUCGGUCGUAAAUCAGUGAAAAAUGGCGACUUUGUGAUUGCAAAAUUUUGGAUGGAAGUGGCGCUGGGGAAGUUGCCUGCUACAGCUGGCGCGUCAAUGGCGGCGGCAAAUGCCACAGAAGGCAUGUCCUCAAGCGAGCGGCGCAGUGUGGAGGCGGAGAAUGCGCGCUUGCAGAUUAUGGAAGCGCUGGCUAUAAUCGAGUCCAAUAUGGGUAACCUGGAUAGCGCACUCGACAUCAUCAACACACUACUAAAGAAACAUCCCAAAAAUAAGAACCUGCUUAAAACCAAGACACGAGUGGAAAGAAAAUUCAGAAAACCAACGAAAAAAUCUAAAAAAGCUUCAAAGCAGAGCAAAGUAAAUAAAGUACAAAGUGACAAAUCUGUUGAAGAAUUGCUGAUUGAAGAGAUUUGUCGUGCGGCAACAAACAUCGACGCCGCCAGCAGCAGCGGCGCAUUUAGCAGCAGCGCAGCAGAUUGUCGCCUGAUUUACGGUAAUCUGCCUGAGCUGCUGCUGCAACCACUCCAAGUGGAGCUCUUAAGCCUCGAUCCAUACAUCGCCAUAUAUCACAACGUGUUGAGCGCUCAGGAAAUCAGCGACUUGCAACAGAUUAUCGCCGAUGCGGAUGACGGCGAUGAGGCAGCUGUAGCAAAGCUACUAAAGCGCAAGAGCACCACCGAGCGCUUGCAACGGGCUACAGGGCAUGCAGGGCGCAAGUGGGGCGCUUGGCAAAUGGAGCGUUGGACGUUCGAAGAUGACGUACACACAGAGACGCUGCUGCCAGCGACAACAGAAAUCAUGGCGAAUGUUCUGCUCAAUCUGCAAACAGCCAAGUUGGGGGGCGCUAUUGUCUUCCCGCAGUUGGAAUUGGGCAUCACGCUGCCGACGAAUGCCUUGCUUUAUUGGACGCAGCUGAAUGAGUACCAUCAAUACGAUUAUCGCAGCAAGCAGCAUGUCUGUCCGGUGAUUGUCGGCACACAACUCGCGGCGUAUACCAGCAUCCAAGCCUGAGGCAAACGUCCGUAUACGCUUUCAAUCGUUUGUGCCCCGCAGCAAAUUAGAAUAGUGCCGCACUGCUCCCGUUCUAGUUCGAUUUGCUUAUCAGACUGCUAUCGAUGGAAGCAAGGCCAGGGCAAGACCGAAAAGAUACUCAUAUGAUUCGAAUUAUUUAUUAUUCUGAAUAUUCAUAUUUAAAAUAACUGUACAUCUGUAUAAAGACAGACUUUGUAGAAAGAGACUUUCAUGAUAAG